This is a messenger RNA of Durio zibethinus, 4615 nucleotides long. RefSeq lists its product as uncharacterized. Lineage: Eukaryota; Viridiplantae; Streptophyta; Magnoliopsida; Malvales; Malvaceae. The record is from RefSeq and is a predicted model, not a curated record.
UUUUCAUAUUUUUAUAAUCCAAAGCAUAAGUUUUUAUUUCUCUAUCUUCCCUUUGUUUUCUCUCUUUUCUUCUCCCGUUUUCUUCCCGGAAAAUUGCGUCAACCAUCGCUGGUGAAUUGCCGCCAUAAAUACAUCGCGUUGCAUCUACAGCGAGUUUUCGCUACAGAUCUGGUGGAUGAGAGAGAUUUAGGUUUUCUUCUGUUGUUUUUAACGGAUUCUGUCUUGAAUUUGGGAUGAAUUUGAGGAAAAGAAUAGGAUUUUAGGGUUUUUGUUUGGUUUUGAUGGAAGAGCGAAUGAGAUCUGGUGAGCAUUCGGGGAUUGUGGUGAAGAAUAGGAACCAAUUCGGAUGUUUGAUUGUGAGGAAGAAGGGGGAUGGUUUGGGUGGGGCCGGGUCUAUGGGGACCCGAAAGAUUUACGAGUCCAAAAAGGAGAAGAAGAGGCCUAGGAUGAUUAUGAGUGAUUCGGGUUCUAGCGAUGAGCUAGUAAUGCCACCUCGAAGGAGGGUUGGGCCCGAAACAAUUCAAAUUAGUAAUGGUUUAGCUUUUUAUGAAGAAAGUGAAAUUGGUCGGAAGAGGAGUAGGGAAGAGAGAAUAAGGCGGAGUGAGGAAGAUUUCAUUGGUAGGAAUGGAGGGGAUUUGAGUGAGAGUAAGAGGAAUAGGUUAGAUGUGUUUGACUUUAAUGAGUAUGAUGGACUUGAUGAGGAGAGGAUUAUGAGGAGGAACCGAUUUGAUUAUGGUGAAGUGGUUGGCGGGAGGAGACUGUUGGGUUCAAUGCCUGCAGUUGCUCGGAGGAGUAUUGAGAGAGAAUAUGGGAGUGGUCCAAGCAGGCAUGUUUUCCUUGAGAAGAAGAAGAAGAAGAAGAAGAAAAAUUUGUCCUUUAAUAAGAGUGAUGGGGUGAGUCGAGGUGAUCAUGAUGAUAGGAACAGGUUUAGGAAGGAUAGGGAUGGUGGUCGGCUGCAUUACUCCUUGUUGAGGGAGAGUUGUAUGGCUGAUUUGGAAAAGCCCAUCAGGGUUCAGGGAAAAAAUGGUGUUUUGAAGGUAAUGGUGAACAAGAAAAAGAAGGUUGGUGAGCCUUUGAAAAAUUUUAGUCACUUGGAAGUUGGGGAAGCCCGGAGUGGUUCAAGUAUUGAUGAUACAGUUAGGAGGAACUUGCAUGCCCGUCCAUCAUUGUACUCUGAUACAGAAGUUCCUGAGAAGCCUGUUUCACUUAGUAGUAAAGAGAAAAAGAAAAUGAAUUUGCUAAAGACACCUACAAAUAAAAAGAAAAAGGUCUCUGACUGGGAUUCAGGGGAUAGUGAUACAUCUUUGAAACUUCAAUCAAAGAACAUGGAAGCUUCUAACUCGGCAAAGAGGGUAAGUAGCAAAGUGGAAAAAACACAAGUUGAGCAGCUUCUGCCUGCCAGAAUCGGAGAAGGAAAAGUUAGGCGUGGAUGUGGCACAGAAAAACAGAAAUUACGUGAACGAAUAAGGGGGAUGCUUCAAGAAGCAGGCUGGACAAUAGAUUAUAGACCAAGGAGGAACAGGGACUAUUUGGAUGCUGUGUACAUCAAUCCUGCUGGAACUGCUUACUGGUCCAUCAUCAAGGCAUAUGAUGCGCUUCUAAAGCAGCUAGAUGAGGAAGAUGAGGGCAAACCUGGUGGGGAUGGUUCUGCAUUUACCCCAUUAUCAGAUGAAGUACUCAGCCAAUUAACUAGGAAAACACAAAAGAAGAUGGAAAGGGAGAUGAAAAAGAAGCGAAGAGGUGACAGUGAGUAUGUAGAAGAAGCUGUUGCUCGGAAAUCUUCAAGUACCAGGCAUGAAGAUGAGAGUAUGGAUAGCUUGAGUCAUGAAGAGAAACUAAGUUCCUUCAUUAAGCAGGGUAAGUCAUUCAAAUUUAGGAUGAAUGACAAUGGUGUCUUCAGUGGAAAUGCAAAAGGUCAAAGUUCUCACCAUGUUCAUGAUAGCUAUGAAAAGCCAUCCUCUGUAUCCAAUUCUCAUCUUGUUCAUGGAAGAAAAAGUAGAAAACUUGGAAGAUGUACUUUGUUAGUUCGUGGUUCUAAUUUGGGUCUGAGUUCAGAAGGUGAUGACUUUGUUCCAUAUUCUGGGAAAAGAACACUCCUUUCCUGGCUGAUUGAUUGUGGAGCAGUGCACUUGAGCCAAAAGGUGCAGUAUAUGAACCGCAGGCGAACAAAAGUGAUGCUAGAGGGCUGGAUUACAAGGGAUGGAAUCCAUUGUGGUUGUUGUAGUAAAAUCCUCACAGUUACAAAAUUUGAGAUUCAUGCUGGAAGCAAAUUGCGCCAGCCAUUUCAGAAUAUAUAUUUGGACUCUGGUGUUUCUCUCCUUCAGUGCCAAAUAGAUGCAUGGAACAGACAAGAGAAGUCUGAACAGAUUGGUUUCCAUUCUGUAGAUGUUGAUGGUGAUGACCCCAAUGAUGAUACUUGUGGCAUUUGCGGAGAUGGUGGGAAUCUGAUCUGUUGUGACAGUUGUCCCUCAACUUUUCAUCAGAGCUGCCUAAAUAUAGAGUUUCUACCAGCGGGUGAUUGGCACUGUCCAAAUUGCAUAUGCAAAUUUUGUGGCAAUGGCGGCAAUAUUGCUCAAGAGGAUGAUAUAACUGAUUGUGCACUUCUCACUUGCAGCCUGUGUGAGAAAAAAUACCACAAAUCAUGCAUCAAAAUGAUGGAUGAGCUUCAUAUUGAUUCCAACAGUGUGGUUCUUCCUUUUUGUGGGCAGACAUGCGGAGAGCUCUAUGAUCAUUUACAGAAGUAUCUAGGGGUCAAACAUGAACUAGAAGCAGGAUUUUCAUGGUCUCUUGUUCAAAGAACAGAUGCAGAUUCUGACACAAUUGCCAGAGGGCUUUUGCAAAGGGUGGAAUGCAAUUCUAAACUAGCUGUUGCACUGACUGUUAUGGAUGAAUGCUUUUUGCCCAUUGUUGACAGGAGGAGUGGGAUCAACUUAAUAAAUAAUGUCCUUUAUAAUUGUGGAUCGAACUUCAGCCGGCUGAAUUAUAGCGGUUUCUACACUGCUAUUCUAGAGAGAGGUGAUGAAAUAAUUUCUGCAGCAUCAAUCAGGUUCCAUGGAACUCAGCUAGCAGAGAUGCCAUUCAUUGGCACUCGCCAUAUAUACAGGCGUCAGGGAAUGUGCCGUCGGCUUUUCUGCGCUAUUGAGUCGGCUUUCUGCACUCUCAAGGUUGAGAAACUAGUCAUCCCUGCAAUUGCUGAACUUACGCAUACAUGGACUGCAGUUUUUGGUUUCACUUCUCUAGAGAAAUCACUUAAGGAAGAAAUGAGGUCCAUGAAUAUGCUGGUCUUCCCCGGUGUAGAUAUGUUGCAGAAGCUACUGUUGGAGCAAGAAAACACGAAAGCAAACUUGACUGCUGUCACAGGUCCAAAGCAAACUGAAUCAGGAUCUAAUGAAUGUAUCACACCUGAGGCGGCUAAUGAAUCUAAACCUGGUUCCUCAUCUGGGCAUGAUUCUCAACAGUUUGAUGAUGGUGGUUUGCAUCAUGCUAGUCUGAUAAAUGGUGGAACUGCCGCCGCAGAUUCAGAUUCCCAAUGUCCUAAUGUUUCUACCAAUGAUACUGGUGGAACUAGUGGUUCCUUGGAUGCAUCCCUGGAGCCUAAUGUUUUUGUCUCAUUUGAGGGAACUACACUUACUAAGUAUCAAACAGGGGACAAGAGGAACGAAUCUGCAUCAGAUGGUAAAUGUGAAGUUAACCUUUGCUCAAGCCAUGACGCACUUGAGGUGGAGAAUAAGGCAGAACUGGAUUCUCCUGCCGAAGAUAAUAAUCAAUCUCGUACAGAGGGUAUGGAUGAUACCUGUGCAGUAGGUGUUAUUGAAUCUAAAGUCCCAGCCUCUGAAGAUUCGACUGAUUCACGGCCAGGGGACAAGGCUGCUGAAUCUACUUCUGACAGCAAAAAUCUUGCUACCUCAUCUAUGGACUAUAGUGCAGUAGACACGGGAAAUAAAACAGUAUCAAACUCCCUUAUCCAGAAAAAUACUCAGUCCUGUGAAGAGGGUGAUUUGGAUGCUGCCCAUGCAGGUGACGCCAUUGCUGCUGCUUCUGAUGUCAAAACUGAGCUCACCGUUGAAGAGACUAUAUGUACCAUAUCUCAAUCUGGGGACAAGCUAGCCGAAUCUCCUGUCGGAAAAUCUCUUGUUUCUGAUGGAAGUCCUGAAACAGGAUGGAAAAGAAAUUAGAAUCAGAGUGAUGAAGAAAACAUUCAGUCUUCUAAAGGAAGUGAUACGAGCAAUGAUCCAGUUGAUAGUAUAGCUGUUUCUGAUGAACUUGAAGUUGGAAUCUCUAUUGAGGAAAUCACACCUGCCGAUUCUGAGUCCAGGGACAAGUUACCGGCUGCUUCACCGGGUAAAUCUUUUAUCUCUGGUACAAGUGCAAAUCCUGAUGCAUUAGGGAUGGAAAAUAAAUCAGCAUUGAAUAUUCGCAGUGAAGAUUUUAAUCAGUCUUGUGAAUAGCAUGAUGUGUGUGAUCAGAGUUGGAUUGGGGGCAGCAUCCCCCAUUGAAAUACUUUUAACUUUUUGGUUGUAUUAUGUAAUUACCACUAGUUUUAGUAAGGAUACAAUUUUUUCUCCCAUUGAAAUUUAAAAUUGGUAUUUCACUUUAAAAUUUAAAUUUGAUUGUU